CUAUCAGGAUGUCUCUUGAAUAAAGUGGUCUGUGAGUAAACAUGUUUCGAUCGAGAAUGUAACUGGAGUACAGUUGUCAUCGAGUAAAGUUGUCGCUGAAUGGAGAUGUCACCUUACGUUAGGAGUAAAGAAGUUUUGAGCAAACCUGUUACAGAAGACGCUAAUGUGUUCGAAGUAUAAAUAAAGCUUUGUGAUGUUGGAGACAAUGGAGGGUAUAUCGAAAUCUUUAUAUGACCCAAAAGAAUUUUAUGCAGAUUCAGCUAAGUAUUGGAAUAAUGUUCCUGCAACUCUAAAUGGAAUGUUAGGUGGCUUUGGAUUUAUAUCUCGUAUCGACAUCGAUGGAUCUGAUGGCUUUUUGAGUUCUUUAUUUGAACUUGAAAAUCCACCAAAUAAAACUUACGCAUUGGAUUGUGGCAGCGGUAUAGGAAGAAUCACAAAAAAAUUACUCAUUAAACAUUUUAAAUUAGUGGAUUUAGUUGAACAAAAUAGCAAAUUUUUAGAUACUGCAAAAAAACUUUUGCAGUCAUCGAAUGUUGGUCAAUUUUAUUCCUUUGGAUUACAAAAUUUUUGUCCUGAAUCAAAGAAGUACGAUGUUAUUUGGUGUCAAUGGGUUUUAGGAUAUCUUCAAGAUGAAGAUUUAAUAGAAUUUUUAAAAAAGUGCAGCAACGCACUGAAAACUAAUGGAAUGAUAAUUGUAAAAGAAAAUGUAACAAGUUCUAAUAAAAUUGAAGUCGAUGUUCAAGAUUCUUCUUUUACUAGGCCAUAUGACAAUCUGAAAAAAGUAUUUCAAUCUGCCAAUUUGAUUUGCAUUAAAGAACAAGAACAACUCCAUUUGCCUCAAGGUUUAUAUCCUGUACAUAUGUUUGCGCUAAGACCUGGAAAAUAA
This is a messenger RNA of Microplitis mediator, 886 nucleotides long. RefSeq names its product N-terminal Xaa-Pro-Lys N-methyltransferase 1 (gene Ntmt). NCBI's taxonomy places the organism in Eukaryota, Metazoa, Arthropoda, Insecta, Hymenoptera, Braconidae. Gene Ontology annotation, molecular function: N-terminal protein N-methyltransferase activity. Gene Ontology annotation, cellular component: cytoplasm. Gene Ontology annotation, biological process: N-terminal protein amino acid methylation. The record is from RefSeq and is a predicted model, not a curated record. The transcript has 5 exons. Bases 194 to 886 code for a protein of 230 amino acids.